CGGGCCUGCCAGGGAGCAACACACACACACACACACACACACACACACACACACACUGACGCAUACACACAAACAGACGAGUCUUUAAUGGGUACUCCAACGCUGAUUGGAAAAGGACGCGCGUUGACGUGAUGACGUCGCUGGGAGAACUGGCAGACUUGUGGGUUGACAGCUGAUACAAGGAGUCCCUACUCCUCCCAGUCACAGCAGCUAUCACACUAAAGGGACUGAGGCCAAGGGAUGAAGACUGACUGGAUUGCGCCGUACUCCAUUUCAGUGGAGGUAUAGGGAAGUUUGAGGAUGAAUAGAUCGAAAAUAUAAGAGCGCCACACAGAUUUUUCAGUCAUUAUUAGGUUGUCAUGGCUUAAUUGCAAGAAGAGCAACUGCUAUGGUGUUUGUUUUUUCACUCCGCUGCCUAGUGGUUUGAUACAGAACUGAAUGGACUACUCCUGGAUUUUACACCUCGACAUGACUUGAUUACGUGCCUUUCUUUUUGGUGAUCCAUCAUGAUAUCAUCUGAACGCAGUAAAGUGCUGCUAGGCCUGUUAUUUAUAUCAUAACGUGCAAAAAACCCACAACAAGGUUAGUAGAACACCUUGAGUUAGAUGUCAAGUCAUAACAACUAGAUAAAAAAAUAAAAAACAAAGCAGGCUUACUAUGCACCGUCAUCGCUGUCCCUCCAGCACCGAUUCAUCCUCAUUGGUGUGCCGCUCCUAGCAUUUCAAACCACUUCAGAGAGUCGCUACCGGCCUGGGUACUCCUUUUAUCCUCCCGUCGCUCUCUCACACAUACAGCAGGAAUGUUCGCCGCUGUCGAGCAUGGACCUGUUCUCUGCAGCGACUCAAAUAUCCUUUGCCUGUCGUGGAAGGGACGGGUGCCCAAGAGCGAGAAGGAAAAGCCGGUGUGUAGGAAGCGCUACUACGAAGAGGGAUGGCUCGCUACAGGCAACGGGAGAGGCGUAGUCGGUGUCACGUUCACGUCAAGCCACCGCAGAAGGGACCGCACAACACCGCAAAGAAUCAACUUCAACCUCAGAGGACACAAUAGUGAGGUGGUUCUGGUGCGCUGGAAUGAGCCCUUCCAGAAGCUGGCCACCUGUGACACGGACGGGGGCAUCUUCGUGUGGAUCCAGUACGAGGGCCGCUGGUCUGUGGAGCUGGUCAACGACCGUGGAGCUCAGGUGAGCGACUUCACCUGGUCCCACGAUGGCGCCCAGGCGCUGAUUUCCUACCGAGACGGCUUUGUCCUGGUGGGCUCGGUCAGCGGCCAGAGGCACUGGUCCUCCGAAAUCAACCUGGAGAGCCAGAUCACCUGUGGCAUCUGGACCCCGGAUGACCAGCAGGUGUUGUUUGGCACGGCGGAUGGACAGGUGAUCGUGAUGGACUGCCACGGCCGAAUGCUGGCACAUAUCCUUCUGCACGAGUCUGACGGCAUCGUGUGCAUGUCCUGGAACUACCCCAACUUUCUGGUGGAGGACCGCAGUGAGAGCGACACAGACUCGGACGACUACCCCCCGCCCAAAGUGCAUAACAUGAAACCACUGCUUACGGUCAGCUUCACCUCGGGGGACAUCAGCCUGAUGAACAACUAUGAUGACCUCUCCCCAACCCUCAUCAGAACCCGCCUCAAAGAUGUGAUGAUCCAGUGGUGCUCCCAGGGGGACCUCCUGGCCGUGGCGGGGAUGGAGAGGGGGGUGCUUGCUCCCGACCCCUCCGGUCUGCACCCGGUCAGGAACGCCAUCGUCAAGUUCUACAACGUCCGCGGGGAACAUAUCUACACACUGGACACGCCGGCCCAGCGGCCCAUCACCACGCUGUGCUGGGGCCACCGGGACUCGCGUCUGUUCCUGGCAUGCGGCCCAGCGCUGUACGUGGUGCGCGUGGAGCACCGUGUGGCCGGCCUGCAGCUGCUGUGCCAGCAGGGCAUCGCCUCGGCGCUCCGGGAGGAGAAGGACGCCGCCAAGCUGGUCAUCCCCGCCCGCCUGUGCUCCUAUGUCACGGCCGCCUUCGCACCCACCAUCAAGCCGCCCAUCCCGGACCCAAACAACAUGCGUGACUUUGUGAGCUACCCCACUGCCGGCAACGAGCGGCUGCACUGCACCAUGAAGCGCACAGAGGACAACCCCGAGGUGGGCGGGCCCUGCUACACGCUGUACCUGGAGUACCUGGGGGGCCUGGUGCCCAUCCUGAAGGGCCGGCGCAUCAGCAAGCUGCGCCCCGAGUUCGUCAUCAUGGACCCAAAGACGGACGGGAAAGCAGUUGGCAGUUCUACAUUCAGCCCCAAUGAGGUCUACAGCAACACACUGAUCUCUUCCAUGAUUGACAGCUGUAACUGCUCAGACUCCAGCGACAUAGAGCUUAGCGAUGACUGGGUUGGCAAGAAAUCCCCAAAGAUCUCCAGAGGCAGCAAAUCCCCCAAACUUCCCAGAGACUUAGUCUGUCCCUUUACCAACAGGAUAAACAUCGAUCCAAGAAAGUCCCCCAAACUGUCCCGCGCAACGCAAGAGAUCUCAAGGUCGCCAAGGUUACCCAUACGGAAGCCCUCCAUUGGCUCUCCCAGUCUCACACGGAGAGAAUUUCCGCUAGAUGACAUCACACAGCAUAAUUACCUUGCUCAGGUCACAUCAAAUAUCUGGGGAACCAAGUUCAAGAUCGUGGGGCUGGCUGCGUUCCUGCCCACCAACCUCGGCGCAGUCAUCUACAAGACCAGCCUCCUCCACCUGCAGCCGCGCCAGAUGACCGUCUACCUGCCCGAGGUCCGCAAGAUCUCCAUGGACUACAUCAACCUCCCGGUCUUCAGUCCCAACGUCUUCAGCGAGGACGAGGACGACCUCCCUGCUGCAGGCACCACCGUCUCCGACGUCAACAACCCGCCCUGCAGCGUCAACAUCCCCAUCGCCCCCAUCCACAGCCCCGCCCAGGCCAUGUCCCCCACCCAAAGCAUCGGCCUGGUCCAGUCCCUCCUAGCCAAUCAGAACGUCCAGCUGGAUGUCCUCUCCCGCCCCAUGGCCAGCCCCGACGGGGCCACUGCGGGGGGCUCGGACCAGGGCCAGACAGCCCAGUACGCAGUCUCAGCCCGGUACUCCAGUCCAGGGCAGGUCAUCUUUGGAGGGGUCGAUACUGGUCACCUCAUGGGGGGGUCGUCCUCCCAUCACCCACAGCAAAUACAGCCGCAGCAAAGUCGCCAUCAACAACAGCAACAACAGCAACAGCAACUUCAACAACAGCAACAGCAACUUCAACAACAGCAGCAGCAACUUCAACAACAACAGCAGCAGCAACUUCAACAACAGCAGCAGCAACUUCAACAACAGCAGCAUCAACUUCAACAACAGCAGCAGCAGCAACAGGUUCAACAGCAUCAACAACAUCUUCAUCAAAACCAUCAACAGCAGCAUCUUAAACAACAGUACCAACAACAGCAUCUUCAGCAAAACCAUCAACCGCCCCAACAUCAACAGCUUCAACACCAACAACAGCAUCAACAACAACAGUACCAACAACCGCAUCAACAACAACAACACCAACACCAACAGUACCAACAGCAACUGCAGCAACAACAGCUUCAGCACCAUCAUCAACAGCUCCAACAGCAGCAGAUGCUGCAGCAGAUCCAGCAAAUGCAGCAGCAGCAGCAGCACCAACAGCAGCUCCAGCAGCACAUGCAGCAGCAGCAUCUGCAGCAGCAGCACAUACAACACAUACAGCAGCAGCUGCAACAACAACAGCAGCAGCAGCAGCUGCAGCAACAGCAGCAGCUGCAGCAACAGCAUCAGCACCUGCAACAACAGCAACAAAUGCAAGCACAUCAGCAGCAGCAGAAUCCUCAAAUGCAACAGCAGCUACAGCAGCAUCAAGUCCAAGCUCAGAUGCCUGCAUCGUCGCUGUCAUCUGCUCAGUCUCCAGGUGCAGCCCUGCACCUGCUGCAGCCGGUUGCCCUGCAGAUCCAGAUCCCUCAUCUGCCGGCGGACGUGGCGGUCGAGAGAGGUGGGCACGGGGUCGAACACGAGCACCUGCUGAAGAUCAAGGCCGGCCGCCCCGCCCCGCAGCUGGCUGAGGGCGACACGGUGGUGUUCAGUGCGCCCCUAGAGCUCAGCAAGAUGAACCCCCCGCCCCCUUAUCCAGGGACGGUGGCGGCAGCAGCAGCGGCAGCGGCCUCCUCCGGCGGAGCUCCUCAGCACGGAGACCUGGGCAUGAAGAAGUCGGACUUCCCUCAGUAUCCCUCGGGCCCGCCGCCAUCGGGGAACACGCCGUACCCCACGCCCCUAGGCUACGAGCGAAUCACCACCUUUGACAGCAGUGGCAACGUGGAGGAGGUGUGUCGGCCCAGAACCCGGCUCAUCUGCAACCAGAACGUCUACACGCUGCAGAGCCCCGGCAGCUCAGCCACACUCAGGGUCACCUCCUCAUCCUCAGCCGAGGGCAAGAAGAUCCAGCUACCCUACUCCUCCGCUACCCUCAAUAGACUCACUGUUCCGCGGUACUCCAUACCAAGUGGAGAUCCGCCCCCUUACCCAGACCCGGCCAAUCAGAACAAUGCUGCCAGUAGGAACCCGGGACAGAGACUGGACAGCAACCUCAUCCAUGCCACUCUCAGGCGGAAUAGCCGAGAGGCCGCUCUCAAGGUCUCCCAGAUCCUAGACCAACCGAGACCCCUGCCCCCUAAAGCCAAGAACAGUGCCCCGCUGGCCGCCUCCUACCAGCAGAGGGCGCCCACCGCCCUGUACACCUGCAGCCAGUGUAGCAGUGGAUCCAGCAUUGGGGGUCCGGCUCCAGGCAGCACCAACGGCAUCGCUGGGGGGACAAUCAUCAGGCAGGACUUCCCUCCUGGGAACGGGGCUCCGCACAGCACAGUGAUUGUCCACUCCAACAGCACUACGUUGCUGGCCUCUCAGUCCUCCUACAGCCUGCUGGGUGCCCUGGACGGGCCCGGGGCUGGAAGUGGGAGCGGCCGGGACAGGACCGACUACAUCAACUCUGCCUUCACCGAGGACGAGAACCUCAACCAGUCCCUGAGGCAUCUGGCACUGGGAGGAGCUGACAUGUCUGAUUUGGUGGUCAAGCGACCCCCUCCCUAUCAGUGGGAGCCAGCCACCACAGAUGAGGUGUGGGUACCUCAAGAACGGACAGCAACUCUGACCCCCACAGGGCCCCCAGGAGCCCACAAACCACCUCCCCUCAUCCUGGGCCCAGCUCAGCACCUAGACAUUUCCAGGCUUCCGUUCAUCCUUUCUCCAAAGUCCCCCACCAGCGCCAGCGUUGCGUCGUUCCAUGCCGCAGCGGUCGCCGCCGGUUACCAGAUCUCUCUCCAGUACACCCCGGCUACAUCCUACUCAGGGCCACAGAUGCAGCCCAUCCCUGGGUCCCCUCGUCCCUGCUCCUCUCCUAAGGAGAUGGUGGCCCCGGUGCCUCUCCCACAGCAGGACGCCGCCCUGGUCGUACCGCCCGGCUACACGGCCAACCUGGCCAACCUCACCUGCUGUCCUCUUCCGCCCAUGUACCCCGGAGGCAGCUCGUGUGGCAGGCUCCCCAUCCCUCCCAUCGCCCUCCAUGCCCCCUGGGGUACGUACAGCCCCUGUCCCCCUGUGCCCGGCCCUGCUGCGCCUCUGCCCCUGCCCCCUAAGGCCUCGCAAUUGGCGGCCUUUGAGAAAAACGCUUACGCGGUUCCUGCCCCGGCUACCCUUCCACCAGCGGUUCCUCCUUCUCCUCCUCCUCCUCCUCCUCCUCCUCCGACUACCUCCUCUCUGCCCCCAGCAGAGUCUCAGAGCCAUAUGGGGGCCCCGGAGGCCAUGGCGGCAGACGCCGGGGAGAUGUUCCAGGAGGUCCUCUCCCUCACUGAGAGCCCUGCGCCACAGCGCUCCGACAAGUUCGGCAAGAAGAACCGCAAACGGACGGACGGGCGGCAGGACGAGGCGCCGCCGCCCCUCGGCGAGGGGGGCAAGUCCAAGAAGGAGGGCCGCGCGCUCGGGGACUUCAACUCGCUCAUCUCCAGCCCACGUCUGGGCAGCAGGGACAAGAAGAAGCUGAAGGGACAGAAAGAGCAGCAGCUGAAGGCCAAGAAGCUGAGCAAGGCGGCGGGCAACAGCGAGUUCCAGGACAGCUCGGAGAGCGAGCCCGAACUGUUCAUCAGCGGUGACGAGCUGCUGAACCAGAGCGGGAAGAAGGGCUGGAAGAGCAAGCGGAGCCUGCGGGCCGCCAGCGAGCUGGAGGAGCUCAAGUGUCGCAAGGCCAACGAGAAGGAGGACCGAGGACUGGGCAGCCAGGGCUUUGUGUACGUCAUGGCCAACAAACAGCCACUGUGGAACGAAGCCACCCAGGUGUACCAGCUGGACUUUGGGGGGCGCGUCACACAAGAGUCGGCCAAGAACUUCCAGAUUGAACUGGAAGGGCGACAGGUGAUGCAGUUUGGCAGAAUCGAUGGCAAUGCCUACAUCCUGGAUUUCCAGUAUCCCUUCUCUGCUGUGCAAGCCUUUGCUGUGGCUUUGGCCAACGUCACCCAACGCCUCAAAUGAUACCAUUCUCCCUCCCUCUCUCCCUAAAUUCAGGAGGAGAUUUAGAGAUUCAAUUGCCAUCUGCUGAACAAGCGCUGUUUGUCUGAAGUUUCUUAACUUUGAGUUGAUUUUGUUGGAGACGAGGAAGAGGUUUACAGUGGUCCUCCCUGAUCCGGUGGGGACGAUUUAAACCAUGCUGCACUACACAAUGCUGCCAGUAGAGUCGGUGCAAUAAGCAUUGGCUGCGGAUGCCAAGUCUGUCCCCAGAGCGGCCUCGCUCGGCCCCUCAGAGGCCCCCAGCUGGGAGGGCCUGUCCAGAAGCUGAGCUUUUGGGCCAUUUUGCAAAUAAAUAUUGCUCUAGCUAGAAGACUUAUGUAAACAGUGAACAAGCGGUUAUGUAUCUUGUUUGAGUGGUUCUACCAGAAGCCUUUGUUUCUGUGUGGUCUAUAAGAGGAGCAGCUGUAAUACUUGAAAAAAAAAAAACUAAACACAUCCUGGCGAUUGAACAUUUGGGUUUUCUUAUUUUUUUUGAGGGGGGGGGGUGGCGGGGAGGUUGCAGGAGAAUGCAGAGGUACUACUGGGCACUGAAAUCCAUUGCUGUACAACAUUCAGUGAAAACAGCAACCACUGUAUUUACUGAACUGCUUUGGGAUAUUUUGUUUAAAAAAACACAGAAGUUCAACUUUGUAGAGAAUAGGAGCACAUUUUGUUUUACGCUCUCAGACAUUUUAUUUUUGUUACACUCAAAAUGUCUGUGGCUGAAUUUGAGGCUACAUUGAUACGUGUUGUUUAAGGGGAACCAUGAUUGAAUUCACUUCUCUUGUUACUAAACCUGGAAGGGUAAGGGAAUGAAUAAAGCUUCAUCAAAGCCAUCAUCACAACAAGGUGGGAGUCUGAAGGAAGGACUGUUGCUCAUCCACGAUGGGUUUAAUUUAUCUGUUUGUUUACCACGUCUAUACUUUGAAUUCUACCUUUUAGUCAUUGUUUAUGUGUUCCCCUAACAAUCUUAGUAAAUUGCUGACAUGGCUUUCAACCUAUCUACUCUGUUUUGGAGCAAGACGGCUGAGUUAGAAUUUCGCUGUAUAGACUGAAGAUAUCCAAAUUGAAGGGUUGUAAAGAAUAGUAUUGACUGACUAAUCCUGUACUGUCAUUGAGAUAUUAACCCUUCUUAUGGUGACUUGAUGUUUAAAGAUGGCCCUCAAUAGCCUAAAUUCUGGCGCCAAGCGAUGUUUUUGUUCACUUUUUUUGUCUGCUGCCAUCACUUCUGUGAAGUGAGUUAGUUAGUUAGUUCGGGGAGAUGCCCCGCCACCUUAAGAGACAAAGCUAAACUUGUAACACUUGCAAGGUACAGGAAUUCUUUUUGUAUAUUGUACCUCUGCCAUUUCAUACAUUAUUUAAACGCUGUGUAAUCAACCAGUAUCAUUGACACAUAGGAACUCCCCAGAGCUAGUGGAGUGGGGAGACAGUAUUUCACAGGGCUGUCUGCGCUGGGUUUCGGUACCAGAUAUCCUCAACAGAAAUCAAAUUCAAAGGAAACAUAAACUGUCAAAAAGAGUUUUCACACAAGGAACUCUUCCAUUCCCAAACCAAACAUUGAAGGACGCAGUUUGUUGAUCUAGCUGAAGGGGAGAUUGGUCAAGUGUGUGACCCUUGGGUUAUUUUUGACCCGUUCAAAGAUUAAGGCCUAAUGAAAUGUGGUACACAUAGUCAAGAAAGAAUGUGCCAAAAACUAUUGGUCAAUGAAGAUAUGAACUGAUAACUAGGAAAGACGCCUGGAGAGGGAAAGGAUUUAGUCUGUUUAAUGAAAACAAUAUCGGUUUUGAGCAGUCAAUAACGAUUUGAUAUUCAAUGGACUGGAUUACUACAUUCAUGUAGCUUUUUUCUCUUUUAAAUGACAUACAUGUCAACAGAAGGGGUCUAAUGGACUUUGAUGGAGAAAUCGUUUAAUCUUGACAGCAUAAAGACAAUAGGCAUGGUGUUAACAAGAUGGCUGACAAUAUCUUGUUUUGUGUUAGUUGUGCAAUAGUUUCUUAGGAAGAAAGAUUUUCCUUUGCCAUCACAUACUGACCGCAGUUUUACACAAUGUUGUUGAAAACCUGUUGGCAGUGUUGCUGUCCUAUACCUUUAAUUUAUCCGUCAUAAUUUCCCAAAGGUUGUAUAUUACUUAUGGACUUUUCAUACUUAUUUCUUUUUGUCAAGGGUUUGUUUCAAGUUGUUGACGAAUAGUAAGAUGGUAACAUGGAAGGCUUUGAGCAGGAGGGGGUGGGGCAGAUUAUACAGUGUUUUGUGAAGUUUGCAUUGGUUUAAAAAAAAAAAAAAAAAAAGAUGUGAAUGAGCAAGUGCCCAGUUGUUUAGUGUAGUUGUGUAGGAUGUAA
Gadus macrocephalus (Pacific cod) is the source of this 8865-nucleotide messenger RNA. RefSeq names its product TUB like protein 4a (gene tulp4a). Lineage: Eukaryota; Metazoa; Chordata; Actinopteri; Gadiformes; Gadidae. The record is from RefSeq and is a predicted model, not a curated record. Gene Ontology annotation, molecular function: protein binding. The transcript is spliced from 15 exons. Bases 800 to 6511 code for a protein of 1903 amino acids.